Camelus dromedarius (Arabian camel) is the source of this 1728-nucleotide messenger RNA. It is a transcript of the gene ZFYVE19, whose product is annotated as zinc finger FYVE-type containing 19. The transcript is spliced from 11 exons. Gene Ontology annotation, molecular function: phosphatidylinositol-3-phosphate binding; metal ion binding. Gene Ontology annotation, cellular component: midbody; cleavage furrow; centrosome. Bases 189 to 1397 code for a protein of 402 amino acids. Gene Ontology annotation, biological process: abscission; mitotic cytokinesis checkpoint signaling. NCBI's taxonomy places the organism in Eukaryota, Metazoa, Chordata, Mammalia, Artiodactyla, Camelidae. The record is from RefSeq and is a predicted model, not a curated record.
CCCCGCGCCCGCCGCGGCUGCUCUCUGACUGGGGUGGACUGUCGUGAUUCCCUGUAGGAAGCCUUGGCUCCCGCGCACGGGUGGGCGUGGGGGGCAGGGGCGGGGCUGCGUGAAAGUCCAAGGGUCCCUGGACCUGACCCGCAAGAUCUCAAUUCUGUCUACCGUGCUGCGCCGCGCCGGGAACUAGGAUGGACAGUAGGUGCUACGGCUGCGCUGUCAAGUUCACUCUCUUCAAGAAGGAGUAUGGCUGUAAGAAUUGUGGCCGGGCCUUCUGUUCUGGCUGCCUUAGCUUCAGUGCAGCAGUGCCCCGGGCUGGAAACACCCAACAGAAAGUCUGCAAGCAGUGCUACGAGAUCCUGACCAGAGGAUCUUCUCCUGCCAUUGCCUCCAAGUGGUCACCACCUCAGAACUAUAAGAAGCGUGUGGCAGCCUUAGAAGCCAAGCAGAAGCCCAGCGCUCCCCAGAGCCAUGGACUGACCCAACAAGACCAAGUCAUCGCUGAGCGCCUAGCACGGCUCCGCCAGGAGAACAAACCCAAGUCAGUGCCCUCGCAGACGGAGAUAGAAGCCAGGCUAGCUGCACUGAGGGAUGAACCCCAGGGUUCCAUCCCUUCCACCCAGGAGAUGGAGGCACGGCUUGCUGCACUGCAGGGCAGAAUUCCACCUUCUCAGACCCCCCAGCUGGCACAUCAGCCACCAGACACCAGGACCCAGGCCCAGCAGACACAGGAUCUGCUGACACAGCUAACAGCGGAGGUGGCUAUUGAUGAGAGCUGGGAACGAGGAGGCCCAGGCCCCUCUAUCCAGAAUGACCUCAACCAGGGGGGCCCAGGGGCUCAGAGCUCCAGUCCCGAGGGGCAGACCACCUGGUCCCUGGAGGAGGAGAAGAGCAGGCUGCUGGCUGAGGCAGCGGUGGAGCUUCGGGAGGAGAACACGAGGCAGGAGCGGAUCCUGGCCCUCGCCAAGCGUCUGGCUGUGCUGCGGGGACAGGACCCGGACAGAGUGACCCUCGAAGACUAUCGCCUCCCAGACAGUGAUGAUGAAGAGGAUGAGGAGACAGCUAUCCAGAGAGUCCUAUGGCAGCUCACUGAAGAAGCUGCCCUGGAUGAGGCAAGUGGUUUUAACAUCCCUGUGGAGCCAACUCUUCAACCCAGGGCCCAGUCCUGCAGGGCAGAACCUAAGUCCCCAGAGGCCCAGGCCACAGCCCCCAGGCCUGAGGCUGAGGAAGAGGAGCUCCCCUGGUGCUGCAUCUGCAAUGAGGAUGCCACCCUGCGCUGCAUGGGCUGCGAUGGAGACCUCUACUGUGUCCGCUGCUUCCGGGAAGGUCAUGAUGCCUUUGAACUUAAAGAGCACCAGACAUCUGCCUACCACCCCCUGCAUAAAGGCCAAGAGCACUGAGGGAGCCCUAGUCCUCCCAGGAAGGCCAUUCUACAGGCUGGGCACCACCAGGGCAUCUGAUGGGAGAGCCUGUCAGGCUCGACUGCUUAUGGGUGCACCCUUUCCUGAGCAUCUGUGUCCCUGGAAGGAGGAAGGACUCUCCACUCAAGGUGAUGAUUGGAGGAGCCAGAGGGAAAGCAGAAGUUGGGAGCCUUCCAGCAUUGACUGGGAGUGAAAGGCAUGAUGGGGAAAGACCAGACUGAAUCUAAGGAGGAGCCUUGAAACUUGUUCAAGGGCCCAGGGCCCUCCACUGGUACGUAGAGGAUCUAAUAAAGUAUGUUCAUUCCUUGGA